Messenger RNA from Marasmius oreades (fairy-ring Marasmius), 1212 nucleotides. RefSeq lists its product as uncharacterized. Gene Ontology annotation, molecular function: protein binding. The record is from RefSeq and is a predicted model, not a curated record. The transcript has 2 exons. NCBI's taxonomy places the organism in Eukaryota, Fungi, Basidiomycota, Agaricomycetes, Agaricales, Marasmiaceae. Bases 1 to 1212 code for a protein of 403 amino acids.
AUGACUAAAGGCAUCUCCUAUUCUACUCCCUCUCCUUCCCGUCCCAGUUCUCGCAGUCUCGGAAAAAAACGAGCGCGUGCUGAAGACGAUGAGCUCUGUUCUUCACCCAAGGAUCGUCCUAGAAACUCCAAGAAAUCCAAAUCAUGCGGUUCAGGAAACACAACAUACCGUGCGGAAGAUGCUCUGACCGUGGACGAACACUAUUCGGACAACGGAGGUGAUAUUUACCUCAGAUUGCCCGAUGGAACCCAUUUCAUGUGUCACCUGGAGAAGUUGAAGGCAGCAGGAGGGUUGUUCGAAGAUCUUUUCUCUCUUCCCCAACCUGCUAGAGAUUCAGAAACUCCCCACGAGCUACCAUUUUGCGACAUUUAUCAAGAAAUUGCGCCCGAACAGCUCCGUUAUGCGCUGGAUUUCAUUUAUGGAAAACUAAAACUGCUUCGAAGACUUCGGACAGGCAGAAUUUCAUUACACUUCUCUGGCGCCCUUGCAGUACUCAAGGUCGGCCAUCUACUCAACCUCCCCGAAUUGCGAAAAGCUGCUUUAAAGGCAUUGCAUCUUUUGUUUCCCUGCGAUUCCGACGACGACCGAUGGCCGCCUGUAAUCCAUGGUACCAAUGCUCCGACCGACCUCUUCCGGAGGAUAUUUCCUAUCGAAGCUGUUAAUGUUUUCCGACAAUGUGAAGUCCCACUGUUCGCUCCCGUGGCGUAUUAUUACGCCGCACAACUCGAAAUCGAUGACAUCCUUUUUGGCGUCACACGCCCCGACGGUUCAAUCGAAAAGCUGAGUGACGCCGACAAAUCACUCGUGAUGAAGGGGAGAGAGAAGCUUCGGCGUGUGAGAAGAGAUCAUACACAUGCCUGGCUUUCGGAGCAUGGGAAUGUGCGCGGUGAAGUAGAACAUCAACUUCAUGGAUGCUGGAUGCAGAGCAAUGCCUACACGGGCCAAAGCUGUUACGCUUUCAUUCAGAAGCUUAAAGCAGACUGGAAUGCCCGUGGAUUCUUCGAGAGGUCCGAUUGUAUGAAUGCCCUACCUCAAGAGGCCUUGGAUAUCUUGAAAAAAGAUCUUUGCAGUACCUGCUAUGAAUUCUAUCGACCAAAGAUAUCGCAGGGCGUUUGGAACGGAUGGUGGGAGUUACCUGGUGUAUUCGGAUUCGAAUCGUGGAAGGUGUUGAAGGAGGGACAGGGAAAAUUGAGUGAUGGGUGGCGAGAAUGA